Molecule: messenger RNA, 1697 nt
Organism: Nicrophorus vespilloides
Lineage: Eukaryota; Metazoa; Arthropoda; Insecta; Coleoptera; Silphidae
Product: ras-related and estrogen-regulated growth inhibitor
Exons: 5
Coding region: 250-1233 (327 amino acids)
Molecular function (GO): GTP binding; GTPase activity
Source: RefSeq, a predicted model, not a curated record
UUCCGCGCCGCAGUCAACAUCCAAACAUCGUUCCUGCUGCAGAUCAGCAGGAACGGGACAGGAUUUCGAAAAUAAACCAAAAAGUAAAUCAAUUUAAAUUAAAAAGUAAUAAUACGCGAAAGUGAAACAUUAUAUAGAACAAAGAGAAUAAAAUCGCGCGCGUGUUUACAUAAGAAUCCAACCCCUCGGCUACUCUUGUUCCACUUUUAUUUAAGACUUCUUAACAGAUUCCGAAUUUUUCAACAUUCCAUGGCGAUGAACGCCACCUCUCCAAAAUCCUCCUUGGCAAAACUUGGCCUUUAUCCGCGCCAGAAGUCCCUCAAGGUCAUGGUGCUUGGCCAAGGCGGAGUCGGGAAAUCUGCUAUGGUAGUCCGGUUUAUUACGAGAAGGUACAUUGGAGAAUACGACCCAACAUUGGAAAAAGUUUACACUUUUCAUACAGUUAUUGACAACGAAAUGGUGUACUUCGAUAUUCUCGACACAGCUGGACAACCACACGAGAACGAGUCCGUCACUUUUGAAGCCAACAUCCGAUGGGCGGAAGCCUUUAUCCUGAUGUAUUCGGUCACAGACAAAUGUUCCUUCGACGAAUGCUACCGACUCAAGUUCCUAAUUAACUACAACAAGAGGCGUCGUCGACUUGGUAGUAGCACCUCAAAGGAUGGAUGCCUCGACGUUCCUGUCGUCCUGGUGGGCAACAAGGUCGAUCAAGCCGAUGACCGAAUGGUGACCUUAGAGGAGGGCCAAAGACGUAGCAAGGAAAUCGGAUGCGUCUGUUUCCACGAGAUUUCCGUGCGGGAAAGCAUCGAUCAGGUGUGGUCUGUUUUCCGGGAUGUAUGCAGAUUCUGGCGCGUGCAAAGUAAAUGUCCUUCGAAGCUGAAACGAUCUGGAAGCGAAAAGGAACCUGUUUCACCGGAUACUGUUAGAUUACUGUGCUCGGCUACAGUAUCACCUGGGAGUUUGAUACCGGCCAGUUGUAGACCUUUGGGUAGAAGAUGGACAGAGGUUGAAGCUGAAGAAGAGGACGAAAGUAGUAAAGGGAGUAACGCUUCUAGUCCAGGUGAAGCUCCUUUCAGAGGAAGAGCUUCAACGGAUGGUAAUCUCCUUCAGAAGACUUGGAAAUGGAGGUAUGCACCUUCAUCUUCGAGCACUCCUCAGGCUAGUAGCUAUUAUCCAUCGAAAUCUGAAAGGCGUAUGAGUAUAUCGAUGCGCGGAAACAAUGCGAGCUAUUGACCUUCGAUUCUCACACAUAGGCUUAAAUUAUUUUUUAAGGCUUUCCUUGUAUACCAUUCUCUCCUUUUGUACAUUUUUGACUUGUUUUUAUACGAACGUUAAGCUGUUUUAUUUUCUACGUGCUUUCAUCUUGUUGAGCAUCUGAUGUUGUACUUAAUACCAAAGAAUCUAUCGACCAUUUUAACUGUGAUUGUUGUUGAUUGUAUUUAAAGAAAUGUAUUUAUAAUAAAACAAAAUCAGUGGAUUUUCCAUUCAAAUCUAAUAUUUGUCUAUGUAUGCUAGUCACAAUACUCUGGAUUCGUACACGGUGAUUCAGUUAUAUGCAACCCAAAUUGCAGAUCUCAAUAUCUAACUUAAAUAUGGAAUAUUGUCAAGUGUAAGAAUAUAUUAUUCACUAAUUAUAGUAAGUGUCAUGUGCUGUAAAAUUUAAAUGUUCGACUUGUUACCUGUACACAAUUAAAAUA